UUACAAGUAUAUGACAUCUACAUUAUAAGAAGGGUACCUCGGGCAGCCCACGCUCGGGACGUGAACAUCUGCAUCUGGACCGCGCGCAAGUCGGUCGAUCAUGGAAUAAAUGAUCGCGUCAUGGUCCAUGGUGAUGGUACACGGGCUGAUGGUCCCAGGUUUAAGUACUUUGCCCGAAUUAGCUAGAUAGUGGGCUCGCGGCCGAGCCGAGCCGCGCGGAGCAUCGUGGGGUCUCAAGCAAUGUAGUAGCCGCUCAGGCCGGUUAUCUGGCCCGUCCCACUACUAAAGCGCCUGAAACG
Messenger RNA from Pelagomonas calceolata, 299 nucleotides. Lineage: Eukaryota; Pelagophyceae; Pelagomonadales; Pelagomonadaceae. The record is from the annotation of a GenBank genome assembly.